AUGAAUGGCCGUUGUUGCCAAACACAACAACCCCACGGAAUUGAAAAAAGCAACAAAGUAAAUUACACUAAUCGUAAUUCUACAGGCUCUACAAAUAGCAGCCAAACAAGUUCUGGAUUUGAAAGUUCUAAAAGUGCCAGUUCUCACCAAUUAGCCCAGCCUUGCCAUUCCACUCCUGUCCACCACCAACUUCAACAACAAAACGAAUCUCCUCAAGCCUUUCAAAUAUCACCAAAUGAAGAUAACUCAAUCUCUUCCCCGUCCUCACGUCUUUCCUCUACUGGAUCAUCUACAGCUACUACACAAGGAGGACGUUCUUCCGCUUAUUUUUCUCUUUCUGAUGGACUUGAUUUGUCUUCAACUGGGAUAGGGGAUGUUGAAAGCGGUACUUUAACUACAAUAUUGAAGAAAGGUGAAAGGUCUUCCAAAACAGAAAGGGCAAAAAGAGGAAACUGUUCACGUGUAAAUAUUGGAGAAAUGUUGGCAAAAGGAAUUCCUGAACAAGAAAUCUUUGCUGAAUGGCUCCAACGUUUAUGUCUUUCUGAAUAUUUGGCACUCUUCUUGUCCCAAGGAUAUGAUCUGCCCACUUUAGCUAGGGCAACACCUGAGGAUCUGACGACUUUGGGAAUUACAAAACCAGAUGAUCGCAAAUGUUUGGUUCAGGAUAUUCAAUGUUGGCAGAAUGUUGCGGAUACAUGGCCAACUGACAUAACCAAAGAAGCGCCCACUCGUGACUGGCUAACUGCCAUAGGUCUCAAACAAUAUAUCCAACAAUUUGAACGUCAGGGGUGUUUGACAGUUGGAGAAUUGGAACAAUUAGAGACUGAAGACUUGGAAGAUAUGGGUGUACAGAAGUUGGGGCAUGCAAAACGGAUAUGGCUGGCUCUUAGAAAAUUGAGGGUGGGAAAUAUUUUAAUUCAAAAGAUGCGUUUUUUUUUGGCGUUUUGUUUUAUGGGACCUUUUAUCCCUGAUUUUAAGCCAAAGUAUAAUUUAAAUUAG
Molecule: messenger RNA, 999 nt
Organism: Meloidogyne enterolobii
Lineage: Eukaryota; Metazoa; Nematoda; Chromadorea; Rhabditida; Meloidogynidae
Source: the annotation of a GenBank genome assembly